Molecule: messenger RNA, 1168 nt
Organism: Austrofundulus limnaeus
Lineage: Eukaryota; Metazoa; Chordata; Actinopteri; Cyprinodontiformes; Rivulidae
Product: transmembrane protease serine 3
Exons: 9
Biological process (GO): proteolysis
Cellular component (GO): membrane
Molecular function (GO): serine-type endopeptidase activity; protein binding
Source: RefSeq, a predicted model, not a curated record
UCCACAGAGUGGAAAAUGCAAUGCCACCUGAUCCCACGCUGAGUAACAGCACUGAGCUGCUCAGGUGUCCAUUUGUAAAUGUAGACGUGGCAAGAGGGCAAUUUUUAAGAGAUAGCUGAGAAGGAGAAAGAAAAGAACGUUAUAGUUUGAGGAGUACAGUCUUAGACAAAGCACGGCUGAGUGUGGAAGAUGUCGUGAUGAUGAAAGACAUUGUGGACUUCAAUCCUGUGACCCACACUGAUGAUUCAUCACCUCCUCAAACAGUAAUUAAUGCGGAGGAACAGGAACAAAAAAACAGCUCWAAGAUAGAGGUGGUCUCAGUGACAGAGGAAGACCUGCCCACCGUUGAAACCCCCGACACUCUGGUUGUCAGUCCUCUUGGCAGCUUUACUACAGAGAAAGAUUCACCCAUUCCUUAUGAGCCUCCAGUUGCAGCCAGCCCAACUAUGCCAAUAACCAAGGUGCAACCAUUUAUUCAUGAGGAUGACUUGGACAAGAAUUGGAAGAGCAGAGUACUAGCUCAUCGAUUGGAGUCGCUAAUUGCAUUUUGUUUCAUCUUAAUGGUGAUUCUUGCUCUCUGCAUUGGCCUUGGAGUGGGUCUGAGCUGUGUGGGAAAGUUUCGUUGUGGUUCUUCAUCUCUGUGCRUCAGCUCCUCAGCUCGAUGUGAUGGAAAGGUGCACUGUGAAAAUCAAGAGGAUGAGCUCGGCUGUGUACGUCUGAGUGGCAGGAACUCGGUCCUACAGCUUCAGAGUCGAGGAGAAUGGAGGACGGUCUGUGCAGACAACUGGAACAACGUUCUGGGACUCUCUGCCUGCAAGCAGCUUGGAUACUCCAGGUAUGUGGAGUCUUUCUUCAUCACUCUGACAUCAAUUGAGCAGGACCUUCAGACCAGCGUUAUUUCCAUCAACUACAAUCAGUCAGAAGUCAUCAGGCUGCAAAAUGCUGCAUCUGUCAGUAAGACUAAGUGCAGCUCAGGGAUGGUGACCACUCUGAAAUGUAUUGAGUGUGGGUCCAGGCCUCUGUACACCAGUCGGAUUGUUGGAGGGAAUAUGUCCAAAAUGGGUCAGUUUCCUUGGCAGGUCAGCCUCCAUUUUAAAAAUGAACACCUGUGUGGAGGUUCUAUCAUAACACCUGUCUGGAUUCUCACUGCAGCGCACUGUGUAUAUGG